UGUGAGAGUCUCACUUACUCCAUAGAAACGCUUCAGUCUCCUUCCUUUCCAUCUAUGUUCUUCAAAAUCCAAAUGGGUUUUCAGGAAAUGAAGUUCUAGCAAUGAUUUCAUGGCUUUCCUGACAUUCAAAAAUGCUUUCUUUAAGGGAUUUUUGGAGAAGGCAUAGAAGGGAAGGCUUUUGUUGCGGGAGCUUUGGGAAGUGGGUAUUUUUUGUAUAGGAUUUAUGCUUCUCAUACACAGAGGAUUUCUGAUUUGGAGACUCAAAUCGACAGCCAGCAUGAAAUCGAUGAGCUCAUUAAGGCCCAGGGGAACAUUUGGAUGCUGGCAUGAAAUUGCUAAGGCUGUUAUGGCAUGAAAGGGCCCUCCUGUCAAUGGUCAGUCUACUGUUCAGCUCCAAACAAGCUAUUGAUUGUUGUGCUUCCAAUGAAUGCUUUCUUUCGGGAUAGUAUUUUCAAUUGGAUCACCCUAUAAUACCAUCAAUUGGAUCAAGUGAGUUUCUUUUGAGUGCCAAGGAGAACAUGAAGAGGCCCAAAGCUCUCAUAUGUGGGAACAUAGUCAAGUUUGUGCACCGAAAGGCCCUCAAGGAUGUUAGAUUUAAAGAUUAUUCAAUUCCAUGUGGAUGGAAGGUCCUCCUAGUUUUCAGUGCUGUACAUCUAGACAUAUCUCUUCAUGGAAGUGUCCUUGAGUUCCAUCCUUGGAGAUGGGAGCUUUCUUCGGCCAUUGAAGAAAGAGAGAGACUAAUAAAGGAUGUUAUUGCAUGGAAAAAGCAGAAGAGUGGGGAAGCAGAGGGUGGAAAGGCACAUGAUUCCCUUGUCAAGGUACACAACUCUCCUUGGCAUUUAUUUGUCCAUUAUGCAGUCUAUAUUGAUAGCUAGAGUCAUCCCUUUCUG
Molecule: messenger RNA, 890 nt
Organism: Magnolia sinica
Lineage: Eukaryota; Viridiplantae; Streptophyta; Magnoliopsida; Magnoliales; Magnoliaceae
Product: cytochrome P450 724B1-like
Exons: 7
Coding region: 519-875 (118 amino acids)
Biological process (GO): sterol metabolic process
Molecular function (GO): monooxygenase activity; iron ion binding; oxidoreductase activity, acting on paired donors, with incorporation or reduction of molecular oxygen
Source: RefSeq, a predicted model, not a curated record